CUGCACAAUUCCACCAACAAUCCGUUGAGGCUGAGAAUCCACAAACCAAAGGCAGCAGAAAAAUGGCAGAAAACGAAGAUAUCCAGCCUCUUGUUUGUGACAAUGGGACUGGAAUGGUCAAGGCUGGAUUUGCUGGAGAUGAUGCUCCGAGAGCUGUAUUCCCUAGUAUUGUUGGUCGCCCACGUCACACAGGGGUGAUGGUUGGCAUGGGCCAAAAGGAUGCUUAUGUGGGAGAUGAAGCUCAAUCAAAGAGAGGCAUUUUGACUUUGAAGUACCCAAUUGAGCAUGGUAUUGUUAGCAAUUGGGAUGAUAUGGAGAAAAUCUGGCAUCAUUCCUUUUACAAUGAGCUUCGAGUUGCCCCCGAGGAACAUCCGGUUCUCCUCACAGAAGCUCCUCUUAACCCCAAGGCCAAUCGUGAGAAAAUGACUCAAAUUAUGUUUGAAACAUUCAAUGCCCCUGCUAUGUAUGUAGCUAUCCAGGCCGUUCUUUCUUUGUAUGCCAGUGGUCGAACAACCGGUAUUGUUUUGGACUCUGGGGAUGGUGUGAGCCACACUGUUCCUAUCUACGAAGGCUAUGCUCUCCCUCAUGCCAUCUUGCGUCUCGACCUAGCUGGUCGUGAUCUCACCGAUGCCCUCAUGAAAAUUUUAACGGAGCGUGGGUAUUCUUUCACGACGACGGCUGAACGGGAAAUUGUUAGGGAUGUGAAGGAGAAACUAGCUUACAUUGCUCUCGACUAUGAACAAGAGUUGGAGACGGCAAAAACCAGCUCUGCUGUGGAGAAAAGCUAUGAGCUACCAGAUGGACAGGUUAUUACCAUUGGAGCCGAACGAUUCCGCUGUCCAGAGGUCCUCUUCCAGCCAUCCAUGAUCGGGAUGGAAGCUCCUGGCAUUCAUGAAACGACAUACAACUCUAUCAUGAAAUGUGAUGUGGAUAUUCGGAAAGAUCUAUACGGAAAUAUUGUCCUCAGUGGUGGCACCACUAUGUUCCCAGGAAUUGCCGACAGAAUGAGCAAGGAAAUCACUGCGCUAGCUCCUAGCAGCAUGAAGAUUAAAGUGGUUGCACCGCCGGAGAGAAAGUACAGUGUUUGGAUAGGAGGCUCCAUUUUGGCAUCCCUCAGCACCUUCCAGCAGAUGUGGAUUUCGAAGGCGGAGUAUGACGAAUCCGGGCCAUCAAUUGUACACAGGAAAUGCUUCUAGUGAAGAGCGAGCCUAUACGAAUGGUACGCAUUUUGCAUUACAGUAAAAUUCAUUAAUUAAAUGGUUGCUUUUCCUUUCGUUUCUUUUUCUGCUCUGUUACUUUGUUUCCCUAUUUUUCUUCUCUUUGAGUUAUAAUUUCACUGGCCUUUAUCUAUUAUGAAUGAGCAAUUAUUUCCGACUUGAUGUUAA
Hibiscus syriacus is the source of this 1385-nucleotide messenger RNA. RefSeq names its product actin-like. The record is from RefSeq and is a predicted model, not a curated record. The coding region runs from base 63 to 1196 and encodes 377 amino acids. The transcript is spliced from 5 exons. NCBI's taxonomy places the organism in Eukaryota, Viridiplantae, Streptophyta, Magnoliopsida, Malvales, Malvaceae. Gene Ontology annotation, cellular component: cytoplasm.